AUGGACGCCGGCGACCCUGAGCGGGACCAGGCGCUCGAAGACUAUAAAAAGAGCUUGCUCGAGCUUCGAGAAUGGGAGGCCAAACUGAAGACUCUGCGCAUGGGAAUCAAGGAUCUCCAACGGGAGUUUGAUAUCUCUGAAGAGAACAUCAAGGCACUACAAAGUGUUGGUCAGAUCAUCGGCGAGGUGUUGAAACAGUUGGAUGAAGAGCGAUUCAUCGUCAAGGCGUCAUCGGGACCGCGAUACGUGGUUGGCUGUCGGUCGAAGGUCGACAAGGCGAAGAUGAAGCAGGGCACCCGUGUGGCCCUGGAUAUGACAACACUCACUAUCAUGCGAAUGCUACCUCGCGAGGUCGACCCCAUGGUUUACAACAUGUCCUUGGAAGAUCCUGGUCAGGUGAACUUCGCCGGAAUCGGUGGUCUUAAUGACCAAAUCAGAGAGCUGCGGGAAGUCAUCGAACUGCCAUUGAAGAACCCGGAGCUCUUCCUCCGCGUGGGAAUCAAGCCUCCCAAGGGUGUUUUGCUCUAUGGUCCUCCGGGUACUGGUAAGACACUGCUUGCCCGAGCAGUGGCUAGCUCCAUCGAAACCAACUUCUUGAAAGUUGUCUCCUCUGCCAUUGUUGAUAAAUAUAUCGGUGAAUCCGCUCGCCUGAUCCGAGAGAUGUUCGGUUAUGCCAAGGAACAUGAGCCAUGUAUCAUCUUCAUGGACGAGAUUGACGCUAUUGGUGGUCGACGAUUCUCGGAGGGUACAUCAGCAGAUCGUGAGAUUCAACGAACAUUGAUGGAAUUGUUGAAUCAGCUAGAUGGUUUCGACUACUUGGGCAAGACAAAGAUCAUCAUGGCUACCAACCGACCGGAUACCCUCGACCCGGCCUUGCUCCGUGCUGGUCGUUUGGACCGCAAGAUUGAAAUUCCUCUUCCCAAUGAGGUUGGACGUCUUGAGAUCUUGAAGAUUCACUCCAGCACGGUUCAAAUGGAGGGAGAUAUUGACUUCGAGAGCGUUGUCAAGAUGAGUGACGGUCUUAACGGUGCCGAUCUACGUAAUGUGGUCACUGAGGCGGGUCUGUUCACCAUCAAGGAUUACCGUGAUGCCAUCAACCAGGAUGACUUCAACAAGGCUGUCCGAAAGGUGGCCGAGGCGAAGAAGCUGGAGGGCAAGUUGGAAUACCAGAAGCUGUAA
Penicillium pulvis is the source of this 1179-nucleotide messenger RNA. It is a transcript of the gene rpt4, whose product is annotated as proteasome regulatory particle base subunit RPT4. The record is from RefSeq and is a predicted model, not a curated record. Gene Ontology annotation, molecular function: ATP hydrolysis activity; ATP binding; proteasome-activating activity. Lineage: Eukaryota; Fungi; Ascomycota; Eurotiomycetes; Eurotiales; Aspergillaceae. Gene Ontology annotation, cellular component: cytosolic proteasome complex; proteasome regulatory particle, base subcomplex. Gene Ontology annotation, biological process: positive regulation of RNA polymerase II transcription preinitiation complex assembly. The transcript is spliced from 4 exons. Bases 1 to 1179 code for a protein of 392 amino acids.